Belonocnema kinseyi is the source of this 2762-nucleotide messenger RNA. RefSeq lists its product as uncharacterized. The coding region runs from base 148 to 2268 and encodes 706 amino acids. NCBI's taxonomy places the organism in Eukaryota, Metazoa, Arthropoda, Insecta, Hymenoptera, Cynipidae. The record is from RefSeq and is a predicted model, not a curated record. The transcript has 3 exons.
UUAAUCUUGAGUCUCAGUAAGAUUUCAGGGAUCGAGGUAGCAAGUUGACCCUAAUAAACUGCUUCAAAAUUGAAAUCAGUUCUCAUAUUCCUGCGUUUUAAACAAAAUUGUAGGCACUGUUUUUCGUGACCAUAUCUAAAAGAGGUCAUGAAUUCCGAAGCUGGUGCGAGCCACGUGCGAAAACAAUCAUUUCAGGAAGAUGAGUACAGAGCUUUCAGAAUUGCACUGGAUGUGAAGGAAACCGAGAUUGGAGAUUUUUGGAAAAAUAUUGAUGAAUUGAAAUCAAAGGAAGUGUUUCUUCGGAUCCCCGAGGGCUUACAUAGCAAGAUUAUGAGAAAGAAAAAUACCCUGAAAGAUAAAAAUUCAAAUUAUGACGAAAAAGGUUCAAGAGUUACGAACGCAAAAACUGAACGUCGCACAUCAUCGAAAACUGGAGAAAAUAAAAAAAAAAUAGUUGGUCCUGAUGAUAUGAAGGAAAAUGUACCUCUCACCAGAAAAAAAGAUUCUGAAUUAAAAGAGAAAACAUCAGGUGCGGUUAAGAAAAAAAUUAAUGAAAAGAAAAUGAAAAAAGUUGAUCAGUGUCACACAAGUGUAACAAUUGCAACAAACACAAUACAUUUAAGUACAGAUGACGUCGGCAAAAAAGUGAGAAAAUCAAAGAACACACGUGUGUUAGCUGCUAAAGAAAACUUACCAACAUCGCAGGAAACUGAAAAGAUGAUGAAGGAAGCCGCUGUAAAGAGAGUCAAAAGGAAUAUAAAAAUUAGCGAGAACGUAUCAAAUAACGUUACUAAUAACUCUGGUGAAGAAUUUAAUGGCAAAAAUGAGGAUCCUAAACCUAAAUCAAAACGGCAGAACCAAUUGAAAGAGAAGAAAAAUGCAAUGAAGCAAAAAGAAAAUGUUCAAGCUAAAGGAAAAUCAUCAACUGAUCUAGAUGUUAAAGAAAAUGCUCUACCAAAAGAGAAAGAAAGUGAGAAAAAGAGAAGAGUUUCAAAGAGAAAAAAGGGCGAUUUCAUUGGAAAUAAAACACAUCUUAGAAAAUUAGGACCAUGUAAAAGAAAUGAAGAAAAGUCCAAAAAUGUGUCACUAAUUGAUGAAAAGGAUGUUGGAGAAAAGGAAGCAAAACCUAAAGUUAAGAAAACUCGAGCAAAGAAGACGGUGCUCCUCAAAGAAGGUGAAGAAAAAACAUCGGAACCUGAGAUUAAAGGAAAUGCAGGAAUGGAAGGAAAUAAAAAAACUGUGAAUGAAAAGUCGAAGAAUAAGAGAAAUAAAGCAGAUGUGGAUAAUAAUACUAAAAAUGAUGCAGAUAAAAAAAAGCAAAAUAAAUCAAAAAAAUCUGAAAAUAGCAAAAUUGGUGAGAGCGCAUCAAAAGAAGUCACUAAGAAUAUUGAAAGUGAAAAUGAAUUAAUGAAGACGAAUAAUUCUGAAGCUCAUUCGGAAAUUCCGAUAAAUCUGAAACCUAUUAAUUACAAUUCCAGAGAGGUAAAAAAUUUUCCUUUGAAUGUGGAUAAUAAAAGGAAGGAUUUGUCAUCUGACAAACGACUGGAGUGUACCGAAUUUUUUGAGCCUAUCACUUUGGGAAAUAUCGACCAAACAAUUUUCGAAAAAUUGAACCUAGUUAACAAUGAUUUGAAAAACGAAGAUUUCGAUUUUCAAGAUAAAAGUUUUGAAAAGCCUUCACUAAAGGAAGUAAUGGAAAGUCCAUAUUUAUUCGAUGAGGAAAACCAUGACUCUGAAGAUCAUCAGCCGCCUGAAGAUCUGAAAAAGUCUUCUGCUACUGUUUUUGAAGAAACUUUCAAAAAGCCAGAAAGGAAGAAAACAUUAUAUGAACUUAAACAAGAGGUUAAGCAAAAAAUUAGGGAAGUUCGUCAUGAGAAGAAAGUGGCAAAAGCAGUGGAAAAAUUGAGUCUGUACACCUUGAAACACUUGAAAAAACUAGACUCCAAUCCUGUAAUAAAACUACACCGUAAGUUUUUUAAAUUUUCUCUCGUUUUCCUUUUUAUUCCCUUAACGUUCUUUCUUAAUUUGGUUUUACAAGCUGAAACAUUAUUUCCAAUAAAACAAAAAACAACUAAUUUAUUAAUUGUAACUAAUUUUUCCCUCCAAACUUUACGAAGAAAAUUUGGGCUUUUAAACAAUAUAAAAACACAUUUAGGUAAAUAUGAAAUCCUAAAAAAAAUUUUCUUUUCAUCAUGGUCAGAAAUUUAUUUCAUAUUUUAUGAUGCAUUAAAAAAUUAUUUUGUGAGUAAUAAGAAUAAUUUUUCAUAAGAGGUUACCAGGUUACCAAUGGUUUAAUGAACUGUAAGAUUGCCUACUUUGAGUAGCUUAAAAACUUUAUAUUUUGUUAGAUUAAAUGUUUGAAAUUUGAAUUUACGGUAAAAAUAAUCUCAGUUUUUCCAAAAUUAUUAGAACCCCUGGUGGAAAUGUAUUUCAACAAUGCAAUAAAUUUAAUUAUAAAAUGUACAACUAUGUGCGAAUGGUCUUUUUUAAAUUUGUAAUUAUAUGUAAUAUUUUGUUAGAGGGUACGAGUAAAAGCAACAAAUGGUUGUUUCUAAUACCGUUUUUCAUCAUUUUUCUAAAAAUCGAUACAAGAAGUGCAGAUUACGAAAAAUGUCUCUCAUAAGCUACAUUUUUUGUAUUAUUCUGGCACUUCUAAAAUUUCACAUAGUCAUUAAAAAUGUAUCCAAAAAAUACCAUUAUCACAUUUUUGUAUUUUAAUGUCGUUCAUUGUCAAAAUACGUUAAUACCAGGAACGUUUUCAU